Molecule: messenger RNA, 639 nt
Organism: Anopheles coustani
Lineage: Eukaryota; Metazoa; Arthropoda; Insecta; Diptera; Culicidae
Product: U6 snRNA-associated Sm-like protein LSm8
Exons: 2
Coding region: 130-417 (95 amino acids)
Biological process (GO): mRNA splicing, via spliceosome
Cellular component (GO): precatalytic spliceosome; U4/U6 x U5 tri-snRNP complex; U6 snRNP
Molecular function (GO): RNA binding
Source: RefSeq, a predicted model, not a curated record
UCAAAUGGAUCGACCUGAAAAAACUAGUUAUCUUUGAUACCUGCCAGUCUUAAAAACCAAACAAACACAACUCGCAACAUACUUUAUCCGAAGCACCGGUGGUUAUUUGCCUUGCACAGAUCGUCAACGAUGUCCGGACUUGAAUCGUAUGUUAACAAUACGGUAUCCAUUAUUACCGCCGAUGGCCGCAACUUUGUCGGCACGCUCAAAGGCUUCGAUCAGACCGUGAAUAUAAUCCUGGAUGAGUCUCACGAGCGCGUUUAUUCUAUGACUGCUGGCAUCGAGCAAGUUGUCCUUGGAUUGCAUAUCAUCCGCGGUGAUAAUGUUGCCAUAAUUGGACAGUUAGACGAAAGCAUAGACAGCAAACUAGAUUUUACCACCAUACGCGGUAUGCCUCUAGAACCUGUAGUGCACUAACAAAAAGGAUUGCACAUACCAUGUUGAACUUAGCUCUAGUUCAUGCGAUUAACAUGGUUGUGUGAACAAAAAGGGAAGUAUGAAGAAAUUAAGCUUAUUUUAAUACGACAAAAAAUGUAUGGUACCGGUUUACCGCAAAGAAAUGCAAGAUACUCUCAGCGCAAAAUACGAAAUGGGGCUCUUUUCUUGAAGUGUAAAAUAAAAAAAAUACGCUAAACAUUA